AAGGAAUGUUGCAGCAGGAGGAGUUUCGUUACAUUCUUGCACGCUGGAAGUAAACUGAACGAACCCGUUCGUUGCCGUGGCAACCACAAACCAAGCGUCCAAAAUGUCGACUUUGCUGGGGAAAAGUUUAUUUGAAGUCAGUGGUCAAGGUCCUGCACCCAAUAAAGACUUCUUCCAAUUUUCUGUUACCAAGACAGAGGUUAUUUGGAGAUGGUGGAAGAUUUCUUUGAGAAGUGAUGGUAGGAACACAAAGCCAGGAGAACUGAGGGAGUCUCACAAUGACUACUUGGAUGACAGCCUGCUUCAGAGUCAGGUGAGUGUGGUGUUUGGCCCACGGAUCCUUCAGUACAGCCAGGCACUAUGUCAGGGCCACUAUGACUACCUGGAGCGUCUGCCCGACCCCCUGCUUCUCCACAUCCUGACCCAUCUGGAACUGGAGGACGUGGCACGGCUUGGACACACCUCACACAGGUUCAGGAAGCUGUGUCGUUCGGAGGAGUUCUGGGAGCAGGCGGUGCGCGGCCACUGCGGCGCCGUGUCGGCCGAGGUGGAGGCCCUGGCCCUGGAGCUGGGCUGGAAGAGCGUCUUCUUCACCAGCAAGUUGCAGCUGCAGAAACAGAUCAGCCGCAGGAGGAAGAGGAGCCAGAAGCUACUCUGUACAGACCCGGAGCGCUAUGAUGUAGACACAAUGGUGGAGCGCAGUGAGGACCUAGAGAGCCACGCUGCAGAUAUAGAGCCAGGUUCUGAGUCGAACCCUGGGCCAGAGCAGCUCUGUACAGACAUGCAGCGCUGUGGGGUGAUUGCGGGUCAGGGUCGUGGUGUGGCACAGGGGGACUGGAGCUCUGAUUCAGAAAGCUCACUGAAAUGAUUUUUGUUUUAUCUUUACACUCUAAAUAGGAUCCUUGAGGUUUCCAUGCUGAGGAAUAGAGGACGGCUUGAUUUCGGGUGGAGAAAAACAAGUCGAAAAACAAAUAGUUUUUGAUACAAAUAUGAUGACUAGUGAAUGUUUGAUGAAUUCAUGUUCGUUAUGCUUCUUGUCUUUCAAACAAUACAGUGGCUGUGUUGUGUUGGAAGACAGUUUCUCUCAUAGACAGUUGCCUGGCAGCAAAGGAUGUUGUGGCAAUGGCUGGAGAUGUUAAUAUGGGGUGGCAGGGUAGUGGUUAGAGCGUUGGACUAGCAACCGGAAGGUUGCAAGUUGAAACCCCUGAGCUGACAAGGUACAAAUCUGUCGUUCUGCCCCUGAAUAGGCAGUUAACCCACUGUUCCUAGGCCGGCAUUGAAAAUAAGAAUUUGUUCUUAACUGACUUGCCUGGUU
Messenger RNA from Oncorhynchus masou masou (cherry salmon), 1315 nucleotides. RefSeq names its product F-box protein 36b (gene fbxo36b). Gene Ontology annotation, molecular function: protein binding. The coding region runs from base 104 to 868 and encodes 254 amino acids. Lineage: Eukaryota; Metazoa; Chordata; Actinopteri; Salmoniformes; Salmonidae. The transcript has 4 exons. The record is from RefSeq and is a predicted model, not a curated record.